CCAGGUUUGGUUGAGGAGGCAGCGACAUUUGCUGCCGCCGGUACUGCUUCUGGAGACCGACAUGGCGGACGCGCCACCCGGGGUGGAUGCGCCGGAGCUCGGCAGCUGGAGCGUCCAGGAGCUACAGGCCAAACUCAACGAGAUCGGCUUCUCCGCCCAAGGUGUACGAGAAGAGCUUAUUGAACGGCUGCAGAACUACAGCUUGCAGAAUGGAGUUGCCUUGACCCGACCCCUGCGGGGUGAUGACAUGGAUAAGGGCCACCCAAUGCCACCGCUGCCGGGGCAGGUUCCUGGCAUGCAGUUGCCCCCUCGGACAAUGGGGGUGCCCCGCAUGCCCCCUCCUCCCGGUAUGCAGAUGGGCUUCCCCAUGGGGGUUGUCCCGCCCGGAAUGGGCCCCCGUCUCCACAUGCCCUCGGUGGACCCUUCCACCCUGUCUGAGGAGGAGAGGCUCAAACUGGCACAGCAGCAGGCAGCCAUCCUGAUCCAACAGGAGGAACGGGCAAAGCAGGGUGGUGAGCGGAUGUUUGAUGAACAGAUCAAAGAUCAGGAGUUGCUCGAACAGCAGAAACGGGCUGCAGCCUUACUGGAACAUGAACGACAGCAGCAGGAAAUGGUUCAGAUGCAGCAGGGGCCCCCUGGACCGAGACCCAUGGAGAUUGGGCCACGGCCAACAUUAGGCCCACGAGUUACAGGUUCCCCUGUGCCUAUACCCCUCUCGGCUGUGCGACCUGUCGUCUCAGUGGCUCCUGCUCCAUUAACUGCGCCCAGCUUGGGACCACGCCUUCGAGGACCUCCCCCACCACCUGGUGAAGAGAACAGAGAGAGUGAUGACGCGGGCCCUGGUCCAAGAAUCCCCCAAGUCCUGGAGAAGAUCCUUCAGCUCAAAGAGCAACGCCAGGUGGAACUCACAGCAUCAGCAGAGGCUUCAGACGAGAUCGAUGCAGCAACAGGAGCCACUCUAACCCCAGCUGAUACUGAAGAGGAGGAACUUGUGUCCUCGCUAUCGAAGAAAGAGAAAAAUCGUAAACGCCGAAACAGAAAAAAGAAGAAGAAGUCCAAUCGGAGCGAGGAGAACGGAGUUCAGGAGAAAGCGGAGAAGUUGGGGGUGACAGACACCGAGUCGGAGGUGGAGGUCGAGUACGUGACAGCAGAGCCCGAAAUCUUUGACACAAAUUUCAUCUACUUCAAGAGGAUUUUCGAGUCUUUCAGGCUGACAGACGAUGUGAAGAAAGACAAAGACAAGGAGCCUGACAAGACGGACAAACUGGAAUCGACGGUGCUGCUGAAGAAAAAGGGCUUUGAGGCAGAACAAAAGGGGAGCAGUGACGAAGAUGAGGACCUGGACAGUGACGAGGAUGUGGAAAAACGGGAUGAUCUCCCGAAGUUAUCAAAGAAGAAAUUACGGAGACUGAAUCGUCUGAGUGUUGCUGAACUGAAGCAGCUGGUGGCCCGUCCAGAUGUGGUGGAGAUGCACGACGUCACAGCGCACGACCCGAAGCUGUUGGUUCACCUGAAGGCCACCCGCAACUCGGUACCUGUGCCCCGACACUGGUGCUUCAAGCGCAAGUACCUCCAGGGCAAGCGGGGCAUUGAGAAGCCGCCCUUCGAGCUGCCCGAGUUUAUCCGACGCACCGGAAUCCAGGAGAUGCGGGAAGCUCUGCAGGAGAAGGAAGAGCAGAAAACCAUGAAGACCAAAAUGAGGGAGAAAGUUCGCCCGAAAAUGGGUAAAAUUGAUAUUGACUAUCAGAAGCUGCACGAUGCGUUCUUCAAGUGGCAAACCAAGCCCAAACUGACCAUUCACGGAGACCUGUACUAUGAGGGGAAAGAGUUUGAGACUCGGCUAAAGGAGAAGAAGCCUGGAGAUUUGUCGGACGAGCUGAGACUGGCCCUCGGAAUGCCUGUGGGAGCUAACGCACACAAGGUCCCUCCCCCCUGGCUGAUUGCCAUGCAGAGGUACGGCCCUCCACCAUCCUAUCCCAAUCUCAAAAUUCCUGGCUUAAACUCGCCGAUCCCGGAGAGCUGCUCCUUUGGCUAUCACGCAGGUGGAUGGGGAAAGCCGCCUGUCGAUGAAACUGGGAAACCCCUGUAUGGCGAUGUCUUUGGAACCAAUUCCCUGGAAUUUCAGGCAAAGACUGAGGAGGAGGAGCUGGAUCGGACCCCCUGGGGUGAGCUGGAGCCUUCUGAUGAAGAGUCCUCAGAGGAAGAGGAGGAGGAAGAUGAGAGCGAUGAAGAUAAACCAGACGACACUGGCUUCAUCACACCUGCUGACAGUGGGUUGAUUACACCAGGGGGCUUCUCCUCUGUCCCUGCGGGAAUGGAGACCCCAGAACUCAUUGAACUGAGGAAGAAGAAGAUUGAAGAAGCCAUGGAUGGUGGCGACACACCCCAGCUGUACAUUCCAGUGCCAGAGAAGAGGACAGCAACAAUAGGGGGAGCCAUGAUGGGCUCGACACACAUCUACGACAUGUCAGCGGUGAUGAGUCGCAAAGGGCCAGCCCCUGAGACCCAGGGCAUCGAGGUGGCACUAGCACCCGAGGAGCUGGAGCUUGACCCCAUGGCCAUGACCCAGAAAUAUGAGGAGCGAGUCCGGGAGCAGCAGGCCCAGGUCGAGAAGGAGGACUUCAGUGACAUGGUCGCAGAGCACGCGGCCAAACAGAAGCAAAAGAAGAGGAAAGCACAGCCAGCAGACAGCAGCCGCAGUACCAAGAAGUACAAGGAGUUCAAAUUCUAACCUGAGCCAAUUCACAGCCGUCACUCUCACCCUCUCUCCACCUCCUAUCGUUGUAUUAAAGUUCUGAUUUUUUAACAA
This is a messenger RNA of Carcharodon carcharias (great white shark), 2809 nucleotides long. It is a transcript of the gene sf3b2, whose product is annotated as splicing factor 3b, subunit 2. Gene Ontology annotation, biological process: mRNA splicing, via spliceosome. The transcript is spliced from 22 exons. Bases 62 to 2731 code for a protein of 889 amino acids. Lineage: Eukaryota; Metazoa; Chordata; Chondrichthyes; Lamniformes; Lamnidae. The record is from RefSeq and is a predicted model, not a curated record. Gene Ontology annotation, cellular component: catalytic step 2 spliceosome; U2-type spliceosomal complex; U12-type spliceosomal complex.